CCUCUCUCUCUCUGGUACAUCCACAAUGGUCCAGGCAGCAUCUUGCAGCACAAUGGUUGCGGGGUGCUGGUGAGCUGGGCCAGUGAUUCAGCAUCCGCCAAAGCUCGGUUCCGUCCACCUCUGCUUUUUUUUUUCUUUUCCUCAUCGCCUUUUUCUUACUCUUUUAUUUUUUUCCUUCUCUCCAGCCCCACCUUCGCCAUCUUUUUAUGACCGUUCCAUUUGUCAGCCUUUGUGAGCACCGCAGUGUUUCCCGUCAGGAUGUUUUGAACAGGACUGUCACCGGAGCGGGUCGUCAUCAGCUGGCACGGAAUGGUAUUUAUGAGCAGACAUUUCUUAUAUAACUGCAGCCAACCAAUCCUGGAUGUGAAGAUAGCCUUUUGUCAGGGUUUUGGAAAACAAGUGGAUGUGUCAUAUAUUGCCAAGCAUUACAACAUGAGCAAAAGCAAAGUGGACAACCAGUUCUACAGUGUGGAAGUGGGAGACUCUACCUUCACAGUUUUAAAACGCUACCAGAAUUUAAAGCCCAUUGGCUCUGGAGCUCAGGGAAUUGUCUGUGCGGGCUAUGACGCUGUCCUGGACAGAAACGUAGCCAUUAAGAAGCUGAGCAGACCCUUCCAGAACCAGACGCACGCCAAGAGGGCGUACCGGGAGCUGGUGCUCAUGAAAUGUGUCAAUCACAAAAAUAUUAUCAGUUUAUUAAAUGUCUUCACACCACAGAAAUCAUUAGAGGAAUUCCAGGAUGUGUACCUAGUGAUGGAGCUGAUGGAUGCCAACUUGUGCCAGGUGAUCCAGAUGGAGCUGGACCAUGAGCGAAUGUCCUACCUGCUCUACCAGAUGCUGUGUGGGAUCAAGCAUCUGCACUCAGCCGGCAUUAUUCACAGGGAUCUCAAACCAAGCAAUAUAGUGGUGAAAUCAGACUGUACGCUGAAGAUCCUGGACUUUGGACUGGCCAGAACUGCAGGCACCAGCUUCAUGAUGACUCCUUAUGUGGUGACCAGAUACUACAGAGCCCCAGAGGUGAUCCUGGGAAUGGGAUACAAAGAAAAUGUGGAUAUAUGGUCGGUGGGGUGCAUUAUGGGAGAAAUGGUGCGCCACAAAAUCCUUUUCCCCGGGAGGGAUUACAUCGACCAGUGGAACAAAGUGAUCGAGCAGCUGGGUACGCCCUCGCCGGAGUUCAUGAAGAAGCUUCAACCCACAGUCAGGAACUACGUGGAGAACCGGCCCAAGUACGCAGGCCUCACUUUCCCCAAACUCUUCCCUGACUGCCUUUUCCCAGCGGACUCUGAGCACAACAAACUCAAAGCUAGCCAGGCCAGAGACCUGCUGUCUAAGAUGCUGAUCAUCGACCCGGCUAAGCGGAUAUCGGUGGACGAGGCCUUACAGCACCCCUACAUCAACGUGUGGUACGAUCCGGCCGAGGUGGAGGCGGCCAGGGAUCUCAUCCAAAUAUCCAUGCCUCCACCUCAGAUCUACGACAAACAGCUGGAUGAGAGAGAACACUCCAUUGAUGAAUGGAAAGAAUUAAUCUAUAAAGAGGUGAUGAACUUUGAGGAGAGAACGAAGAAUGGCGUAGUGAAGGGACAGCCUUCACCUUCAGGUGCAGCCGUGAACAGCAGCGAGAGCCUCCCUCCUUCCUCCUCCAUCAACGACAUCUCCUCCAUGUCCACCGACCAGACCCUGGCCUCAGACACUGACAGCAGCCUGGAGACCUCUGCAGGACCCCUUGGGUGUUGCAGGUGACUAGCCGCCUGCCUGCGCAACCCUAUGUUCUUCCGAAGGUGAAGAACCAAGAACGACCGAGCGAACGUACUUAAAAAAAAAAAAAAAAAAGGAAAAAAAAGAGAAAA
Molecule: messenger RNA, 1847 nt
Organism: Sphaeramia orbicularis (orbiculate cardinalfish)
Lineage: Eukaryota; Metazoa; Chordata; Actinopteri; Kurtiformes; Apogonidae
Gene: mapk10
Product: mitogen-activated protein kinase 10
Biological process (GO): protein phosphorylation
Molecular function (GO): MAP kinase activity; ATP binding
Source: RefSeq, a predicted model, not a curated record